CGCUCAACCUCGCGAUCGCGCCGGUCUUACCCGAACCUCCACAAUCUCUCCAUAGCCCCGCUCAGCGCCAAAUACCCACUCGAUGCAUCUGUUCCACCAUCGCCCGACGAGCCGGGAACCCAGACACCUCGCACAUCCUACAUAGCCCAGAAAUCGGCUCCCGCCACGCCAGGCGUGUUGAGCCUCAGCCAAACCCGAAGCAGCUCGAGACAGAACACCCGAAAGGCCUACGCAUACGACAGCUACUUCGCCGACACCAAUUCGGAGAUCCGAGCCGCUGGCGAUAUACCAAAAGCCAAGAGCACAAGCGUAUUGCAUCCUGGAGUCAGCUUUACAGAUGAAGUCGCGAGCGUGACGGAAGCAAGCAAGCCGCGGCAUCACACCAGAAAAGGCACCGCGCCGGUCCCUCUCUUCUCACCCCCCAUCAAACACCACACCAAAGAAUCAAACCACGAAUGGCUCCACCGCGCCGGCCUCGCCAUAGCCGGCGAAACAAGAGAUAGCAAAGGCCAAAGCUGGCUCGUCCGCCGCGAAAGCUCCACAAGCCUCGUCGGCCAAGACGCCGAAUACAAUCCUGAUGCCCCCCACGAUAACAACCACCACCACCACCACAUGGUUCUUUUAUCCGGGGAGCAUGUCAAUGAAGCAGACUACCCGUCCUUCUUCUCCCCCCGCAUGUCGCGCGCCGGCAGCCGCUUCCCCAGCCGCAUGGGCUCGCGCGUCCCCAGCGCGCGCCCCAGUCGCCGCGGCA
Messenger RNA from Bipolaris oryzae ATCC 44560, 751 nucleotides. RefSeq lists its product as uncharacterized. The annotation marks the transcript as partial. NCBI's taxonomy places the organism in Eukaryota, Fungi, Ascomycota, Dothideomycetes, Pleosporales, Pleosporaceae. The transcript has a single exon. The record is from RefSeq and is a predicted model, not a curated record.